This is a messenger RNA of Brenthis ino (lesser marbled fritillary), 1083 nucleotides long. Lineage: Eukaryota; Metazoa; Arthropoda; Insecta; Lepidoptera; Nymphalidae. The record is from the annotation of a GenBank genome assembly.
AUGUUGUUUCUCAGUGCCUUAGCGAUCGGGAUGAUUUCUGGCUUGCAGAAUGUUACCACGGAAGUGCCGACAACGGAGAGUGACGCAGGGUUGACGACGACAGACGGCAUGGGGCUGUUGGAGACGACAAGGCCGUCGGUCGGGGGCGAUUUCGUGAACGUUACGAUACAAGAGCGUCCAUCUAUGUGGGAUAUGUAUCUGAAUCAUUGUCCUAAGUGGCGUCCGAUAAAUCAUAUAUUUUUCCAAGCAGCCAAUGUGUUCUUCCUAUUGUCGUUCCUAGCUCCUCAUACGCCCAGUGGACUCAUAUGGCUCAGAGUGGCCUUGAUCCUUGGAUGUGCCUUUUCAGGGCUUUGGGCAUGGAGCAUAGAGUGUUACUUAGAUGCUGUGGUGUGGAACAGUGCAUUUAUUGUUAUUAACUUUGUGUACUUUGCUGUGCAGUUUUACUUGAUGAGGCCUAUCAAAUUUCACAGGGAUAUUGAAGAGGUGUACUUAGCCCUGUUCAAACCACUGCGGGUCUCCAGACGGCAAUUCCGCCGUGUGUUAAUGUGCAUGCGCAAUGUACGUCAUUUGAAGUGUCACGAGCUGUAUGCGCACGAGAAGGUCACUAAGGUGGACAGCUUAUCACUCGUCUUAUCUGGCAAGCUAGUGGUGUCGCAGAACCAACGAGCGCUUCACAUUGUUUUUCCACAUCAUUUCUUGGACUCGCCGGAGUGGUUCGGCGUGUCGACAGAUGAAUUCUUCCAGGUGUCAAUAAUGGCAAUGGAAGAGUCUAGAGUGUUAGUGUGGCAUCGGGAUAAAUUGAAGCUGUCGAUCAUAUCCGAUGCUUUCUUGCAAGCGGUCUUCGACCAUAUACUUGGUAGAGAUGUCGUUCAUAAGCUUAUGCAGGUAAGCGAAACGAUGUCAGUAAGCAAUGGUCAUUUGCCCAAUAGCUAUGAAGAGGGCGAAGACAAACCUAUGCUUGUAGUGAAGAAGGCCGGUGACGGUCCUGGCAUUACCGCCUUAUUGAAUCGACAGUUGCAAGCGACAGAUCCAAACGCAUGGCGUCUUGGACGAAUUGACGAGGCGGAUCACGAAACGCCCGUU